AUGCAAUCUGAGAUGAGCGACCUGAAAAGGCGCAUGACAACACUCGAAAAAGCCUCUAGAAGCCGUAAUUUUGAGAUUCAAAUGCUUCCUGAAAGACAGAACGAGAACCUCACUGUGGUCAUUAAGAAACUGUUCGAUGAAUUGAAGGCCCAAAUAGCUGAUAAUGACAUAUGCGCUGUACGCAGAGUGGCUAAAGUGGACACCACAUCUAAGCGACCGCGUAAUGUACUCGUUACGCUGACAUCGGAACGCCAUCGUGACUACCUACUGUCAGCCUAUAAGAGAUAUAAUAAGGCCCACAAAACCGAGCCUUUAAGCUCAAUACAACUUGACAUCCCUGGUGAACGGCGCGUUAUCUACCUAUCGGAACAUCUGGCCCCUGAGUGCAAAAGCCUGCAUGCAGCGGCGAGGAAGCUGGCAAAGGAGCGUGAAUACAAAUUUGUUUGGGUCAAGUACGGACGUGUAUACAUCCGUAAGAAUGAGUCUUCGCCAGCUAUAGUCAUCAAGGAUACAUCAAGUCUAGACAAAAUAGUAUAA
This is a messenger RNA of Ostrinia nubilalis (European corn borer), 537 nucleotides long. RefSeq lists its product as uncharacterized. The transcript has a single exon. Bases 1 to 537 code for a protein of 178 amino acids. The record is from RefSeq and is a predicted model, not a curated record. Lineage: Eukaryota; Metazoa; Arthropoda; Insecta; Lepidoptera; Crambidae.